AUGACCGAUACAAAUCUCUCGGAAGACCACCUCAUUCAACUCUCAGCCAUACGCGAUGAGGAAACCGACGAGCUCUUUGCCGCCGGGCACAUCAGCCAAGACGACCGCUGGGACGCCUCACUAAACGGUACUGCUACAUUUAAGUACGAUGAGAUGACCCUUCACAUCACUCCUGGCCCAUUAUACCCCGUCGCACCAGUCUCUUGGGAUAUAGUCAAUCACACCAUGUCCAUCGAUGCUGUUGAUGGUCUCCGUCGCCGCUUGCGAGAAAUUGUUCAAGGGACAGCCCUCGAAAACAGCCCUGAGCGAUUCCGCAUCUGGUUUGAUCAAUAUGACGGAACAGACUUUGCGUAUACCAAGGUGGCUACGCUGCUGGUUGAAGAAACUGUUCGGCAGGUAGAGGCUUUCCGAGCUGAGAGAAUGAGUCGCAGCCCUGGCCGAACACCUCAACUCAAGGGUGCUUUGCCAUUCGAGAUGAAAGCUGGCGUGGAUAUUUCUACACUAUCAUCCAGUGAAUUGGCAAUGAGAUAUUUCAGAAAGACACCACAGGAGAUUGCGAAACUUGUUCCUGCAGGUUAUCGCAUCCAGCACAUGGAGGAAGUCCUGCGCAAGGACCUAGCCAUCAAAUUUGACAAUCAUCGCGAGAAGCUUCGCGAAGACCUGUCACAACUCCCCAUCCGGACACUACGCCGAUACGUACCGCCUGAACUAUGUCAUAGUAACCGUCUCGACGACUACGUUGAUCACUUAUCCAAGCCUCACAUCACUUACCACGGCACGCAGCGACGAUUCGUUACAAGCAUUGUCCAGCAUGGGUUUCUUCGCCCGGGCAUGAAGAAUCCUGCCACCAACCGAGAACACGGCGUGCGGUGCGGCGCCACCUACGGACGAGGCAUCUACAGUUCUCCAGAUCCAUUGUUCAGCUUGGCAUAUUCCGACUGGUGGUGUACCAAGACCCAACCGGACGAAUACUUUGGUCUCAAGCUACUAGUUUGCGCGACAAUCAUGGGAAGAAGCAGAGUAUUGUUUCGCGAAGAUAACUGGCGGACGCAAGACCACCCAUACUGGGGCGCGGAUUCACACGUCGGCAACAACAAUCUCGAAUACAUCGUCUUCAGACCCGAGCAGAUUAUCCCCGUGUACGUCAUUCAUCUAGACUGGGGUGAGUCCAACGUAGAUUAUUUCGAAGACACACCCGACGACCCUAGCCACUGGUUGACCGCGCAGCGGCACAAGAAGCUUCAUCCAAAGUUGGACAAGGAAGUGCAAUACGCAGGGGAUAAGCAGCGCGCAAAGGCAGCGGUGCUCGCCAAGGCGGCCAAGUACUUCCCCUAUGGAUUCGGUCCCGCGACUGGAAGUAAGUUUAUAGUAGAAGAGGUUGGCGAGGUGUCGGAAGACGAAGAGGAGUAUGGCGAGUACCAGGAACUGAGGGUGCAGGAAAAGAAUCAUGACCUGGAUAGCGAUUAUUGGAGCUGGGAGAAAUAUGGGGAGAUUGAGGAUGGCGCAGAUAUUGUGCGUGAGGCGGAUGAGUAUGGACACCAGGUGAGGACGUAUGGGCCUGCGUGGGAGUCUAUUCCUUUGCCGGGGGUGGAGGUGACGCGAGGGUUUGAGGAGGAUGAUGAGUUUUGUUUGGAAGGAAUGAUGAAGGAGGCGGAGUAG
Messenger RNA from Pochonia chlamydosporia 170, 1659 nucleotides. RefSeq names its product parp domain-containing protein. The record is from RefSeq and is a predicted model, not a curated record. Gene Ontology annotation, molecular function: NAD+ poly-ADP-ribosyltransferase activity. NCBI's taxonomy places the organism in Eukaryota, Fungi, Ascomycota, Sordariomycetes, Hypocreales, Clavicipitaceae. Bases 1 to 1659 code for a protein of 552 amino acids. The transcript has a single exon.